Molecule: messenger RNA, 3858 nt
Organism: Exserohilum turcica Et28A
Lineage: Eukaryota; Fungi; Ascomycota; Dothideomycetes; Pleosporales; Pleosporaceae
Exons: 7
Coding region: 1-3537 (1178 amino acids)
Biological process (GO): chromosome organization
Cellular component (GO): chromosome
Molecular function (GO): ATP binding; ATP hydrolysis activity; protein binding
Source: RefSeq, a predicted model, not a curated record
AUGAGGAUCAUAGAGCUGGUUAUCGACGGCUACAAGUCGUACGCCGUCCGCACAGUCAUCUCCGGCUGGGACGAGAGUUUCAACUCAAUUACGGGACUCAACGGAUCCGGAAAGUCCAAUAUCCUGGACUCAAUAUGCUUCGUGCUCGGUAUCAAUAAUCUGAGCGUUGUGCGAGCGCAGAACUUGCAGGACCUCAUCUACAAGCGCGGGCAGGCCGGAGUUACCAAGGCGAGCGUCACCAUUGUGUUUGACAACAGCGACAAAACCAAGAGCCCCGUUGGCUUCGAGGAACAUGCGCAGAUAUCCGUGACCCGCCAGAUUGUGCUCGGCGGAGCCAGCAAAUACCUCAUCAAUGGACACCGCGCACAGCAACAGAGUAUACAGAACUUGUUCCAGUCUGUGCAGCUCAACAUCAACAACCCCAACUUCAUGAUUGCACAAGGAAAGGUCAUGCAGGUGCUAAACAUGAAGGCCAAGGAAAUCCUGGCCAUGCUCGAGGAGGCUGCAGGAACGCGAAUGUUCGAGGACAGGCGAGAUAAGGCCUACAAGACUAUGGCAAAGAAGGAGAUGAAGGUACAGGAGAUUACUGAGUUGCUACGAGACGAAAUCGACCCAAAGCUUGAGAAGCUACGAACAGAAAAGCGAGCCUUUUUGGAAUUUCAGCAAACGCAGAGCGAGCUCGAGCGCCUCACAAAACUUGUCGUGGCACACGACUAUAUACGGUACAACGAGAGAUUACAACAGUCAGCAGAAGACCUUGAGGCGAAGAAGCAACGGGCAAAGGACCUUGAAGAGUCAACCGUGCGUAUGAAGAAGGAAAUUGAACAUCUGCAAGAAGACAUCAAGCAAACAAAGGCAACACGGGAGAAGGAACUCCGUAAAGGUGGAAAGUUCCAAGCGCUCGAAGAAGAGGUCAAGGCACAUUCUCACGAGAUUGUCCGCCUGACUACAAACCUGGAGCUCAAGAAGACUAGCAUGGCCGAAGAGGUUGAGCAUGAGAAGAGCGUUCGGAAGAGUGUGAAAGAGCUAGAGAAACUGCUACAAGAGAAGAAGCAGAUUUAUGAAAAGGCACAGGAAAAAUACCAAACGGCCCAUGCUGAGCUAGCAAAGCAGACAGAAGAGGUUGAGAAGAAAGAGGAGUUGCUUCAGACGCUGCAGACUGGUGUAGCGUCGAAGGAGGGUCAGGAGGGCGGUUACCAAGGGCAACUACAGGAGGCCAGAAAUAGGGCGAGCGCAGCUGCUACAGAGCAGGAGCAAAGCAAGCUGAGGAUAUCGCAUCUGGAGAAACAGAUCAAAGAAGAUGAGCCAAAAGCCAAGAAAGCCAAGGAGCAAAACUCCGGUUUACUCAAAGAUCUUGAAGCCCUGAAAUCCCAGGCCGCGAAGCUCGAGGCAGAUCUGGCGAAGCUAGGCUACGAUGAGACUCAAGAAGCUAGCAUGUACCAACAAGAGUCACAUCUCCAGGCGCGCAUACGGGAACUUAGACAGCAAGCGGACGCAAUGAGGCGACAAGUUGCCAAUAUUGAUUUCAGCUACAGUGAUCCCUCCCCGAACUUUGACAGGUCUCGUGUCAAGGGUCUCGUUGCUCAACUCUUCACACUUGAGAAGGAGCAUACCCGGGCAGGCACUGCUCUCGAAAUUUGCGCUGGAGGCCGAUUGUACAACGUUGUUGUUGACUCUGCCGCAACUGGUAAACAGCUCCUCGAGAAUGGCAGGCUCAAGAAGCGGGUUACAAUCAUUCCCCUCAACAAGAUUGCUGCCUUUAAAGCAUCGGCAGAGAAGAUUGGAGCAGCCCAGAAGAUUGCGCCAGGUAAAGUUGACCUAGCAUUAUCGUUGAUCGGAUACGAACAUGAGGUCAACGCCGCAAUGGAGUAUGUGUUUGGUUCCACCCUUGUUUGCGAGGACGCAGAAACUGCUAAGCGCGUAACAUUCGAUCCUGCGGUGCGCAUGAAGAGCGUUACACUUCAAGGUGACACGUACGAUCCUGCUGGUGUGCUGUCUGGUGGUAGCGCGCCUCAGUCUAGCGGAGUCCUUAUCACUCUACAAAAGCUCAACGAGAUUACGACAGAGCUGAGCUCACAAGAGGCUCAGCUUCAGUCUUUGCAAGCCACCAUGGCGAAGGAGAAGAAGAAGCUGGAUGCGGCGCGCAAAUCCAAGCAGGAGCUCGACCUGAAAAGGCACGAGAUCAAGCUUACUGAGGAACAGAUUGGCAGCAAUGCCUCUUCAUCGAUCAUACAAGCUGUUGAAGAGAUGAAACAGACUAUUGCUCAGCUCAAAGAAGAUAUCAAGGCGGCCAAAGCCAGGCAAGACGAGGCCAACAAGGACGCCAAGCGCAUUGAGCGCGACAUGAGCGAGUUUAGCAACAACAAAGAUAGCAAGCUUGCGGAACUACAAUCUUCGUUGGAGAAGCUCAAGAAGGCUCUGGUAAAGAACAAUGCCUCGAUCAAGCCUCUCCAAACCCAGAUGCGCGAAGCGAUGGUCGACUCGGAGCAAUGUGGAAGCGAUCUUGCAGCCGCCCAGGAGCAGCUUGAAGAAGUCCAGACCAACCUCAAGUCGCAACAAGAAGAGCUCGAUGAAUUGUUGGCUGAACAGUCUCGUGUCAAGGAUGCGCACGAUAUAGCUGUAGCCCGAUUGAGUGACGAGCAAGCCAAGUUGACUGGUUUCGACGAGGAGCUCCGGUCGCUUGAGGACGCGAUCCGCUCGAAGAACUCGUCGAUAACAGAAGGCGGGCUGGAACAGCAGAAGCUUGGUCACGAGAUUGAAAGAUUCCACAAGGAGCAGGAAGGCGCGGCGGGUCACGUGAAAGCGCUUGAGAAGGAGUACGAGUUCAUUGCUAAUGACUCGGAACUUUUUGGUCGACCCGGUACGCCAUACGACUUCAAGGGUGUGAAUAUGGCGGACGCGAAGACUAGGCGCAAGUCAUUGGAAGAGCGUUUCCAGCAGAAGAAGAACAAGAUCAACCCCAAGGUCAUGGCCAUGAUCGACAGCGUCGAGAAGAAGGAAGCCAGUCUCAAGAAGAACAUGUCGACGGUUGUCCGAGACAAGUCAAAGAUUGAAGAGACCAUCCUCAAGCUUGACGAAUACAAGAAGGAGGCGCUACACAAGACAUGGACAAUUGUCAAUCGCGACUUUGGGCAAAUCUUCAACGAGCUUCUACCUGGCAGUUUCGCAAAGCUCGAUCCUCCCGAAGGCAAAACGAUAUCUGAUGGCUUGGAGGUCAAGGUUAUGCUUGGUAAGGUGUGGAAGCAGUCUCUGACUGAGCUGAGUGGUGGCCAAAGAUCUCUCAUUGCACUCUCGCUCAUUAUGGCUCUUCUUCAGUUCAAGCCUGCGCCCAUGUACAUCCUGGACGAAGUUGAUGCCGCGCUUGAUCUGUCGCACACACAGAACAUUGGCCGUCUCUUCAAGACCAGGUUCAAGGGAUCGCAAUUUAUUGUCGUCAGUUUGAAGGACGGCAUGUUCCAGAAUGCAAAUCGCAUCUUCCGCACACGCUUCGUGGACGGCACUAGUGUGGUACAGGCGACGGCUGGGUCUUCGGGAUAAGGCUGCAGCAUCAUGUGUUAUUAAGGCAUGGCUUGAUACCCGGUGUGCAUGGUCUGAGUUACUUGUUUGGAUAAUUGUUUGUAUACGAGUGCAUAGGAAUGGUGUUGGUGGAGUCUAGUACAUGGCACUAAUGUCCGGGUUGGGCAGUUGGGUAUGCGCAUCCGAGGCAUGAGUGGCUGCUCCCUUGUCAAGAUCUCUUGUCGUCUGUUUCUCCUUCCCGAUUUGGGGCUCCAAGAUACAGGUUUACUGGGCAUCCAUGGCCAUAAUAGGACCGUGUAUCCUAUUAUCGAGCGCCGCCUAUCUAGCUCGCACUCUCUUUCG